Molecule: messenger RNA, 708 nt
Organism: Linum trigynum
Lineage: Eukaryota; Viridiplantae; Streptophyta; Magnoliopsida; Malpighiales; Linaceae
Source: the annotation of a GenBank genome assembly
AUGUGCACUUCCUACACACCCAGCAAGGGCUCGUCCAACCGGGUCACACUCCGGACUCUCUGGUUGAUGCAUGCGAUGGGUCGUUCCGAGGACACCAUCCAGCUGGGCUCUGUGCUUGCCCGGACGUUCACCAAGGCAGCCAUCAGCACGACUCGCAGCCUCGUUUGUGGCCCGGUGAUCACCGCCUUGGCCCGCAACUACGGGGUGGACUACACAGGGAUGACAUUGGUCCGCGGACCAACCCCACUCGGCGAGGCUACUCUCCGCCACCAGCACUUGGUUGCUCGCCACGGGCGUGUGCGCUGGAUCGCGGGCUUUCCUCAGCCACCUAUACCUGCCGAGGGCGACCAGGCCGAGUCGAGCGCCGCUGGUGGGCGCCGAGUUCCCCGUCGUGCCCAGGCUCCCGCGAGCCCCUCUCCUGCUCCCCGGUCUCCUUCUCCAGGGUCCCCUCCUCCAGUGGUGGUGCCCAUCUCCGACCAGUUGGCGGCGAUCACGCAGCAGAAUGAGCGCAUCCUGGCCGGCCAGGAGCGUAUCCACACCCGCCUUGAUCGCGAGCGGGACCGAGGGCGUCGUCUCAUGUCGGGGUCGCACUACAUCAUGUCCUACUUGGGCUUGGACCCGAACGCGGUCCACUACCCGUUCGUGCAGUCCCCAGGGUUUGAGGAUGAGUACCCUCCACCCACCGGCGAUGGUGGUGAUGCCUUCUAG